Messenger RNA from Ananas comosus (pineapple), 870 nucleotides. Its product is annotated as probable peroxygenase 3. Lineage: Eukaryota; Viridiplantae; Streptophyta; Magnoliopsida; Poales; Bromeliaceae. Gene Ontology annotation, molecular function: monooxygenase activity; calcium ion binding. The record is from RefSeq and is a predicted model, not a curated record.
GAGUUGUGAAGUGCUUUCUCAUUAACGUAGAUUUAAGUCUUGAUUUGAGAGAUAAGAGGAAGAAAGGAGGAGGAAUGGACUGCAGGAGCGAUACAUCUUUGGCGACGGAAGCCGCCGGCGCUCCGGUGACGAAGGAACGAAAGCUCAACCUCGACCUCCAGCAGGAGCUCCCUAAACCAUAUCUAGCGCGGGCACUGGUGGCAGUCGAUCCGAGCCAUCCAAAUGGGACAGAAGGGUGGGACAACCGUAACAUGAGCGUGCUCCAGCAACACGCAGCAUUUUUCGAUCGAAAUGGGGAUGGAAAAAUUUAUCCGUGGGAGACAUACCAAGGUUUUCGUGCAAUUGGUUGUGGAUUCUUAAUAUCUCUUGGCGCUGCAAUCCUCCUAAAUCUUCUCUUGAGUUUUCCCACCCAACAAGGAUGGAUACCUUCUCCUCUCUUUCCCAUUUACAUAAGAAACAUUCACAAAGCAAAGCAUGGAAGUGCUGAGACCUACGACACAGAAGGAAGAUUCGACCCAUCGAAGUUCGACGCCAUUUUCAGUAAAUAUGCAAUAACUCAUGCAAAUGCUUUAACCGCAAACGAGGUAUCCACAAUGCUGAAAGCCAAUCGCAACGCCUUGGAUUUCAUUGGACGGGUUAUCAAUUUCGCAGAAUGGGAGCUUCUUUACUCAUUGGGGAAAGAUGAGAAAGGUUUGUUACACCGCGAAACUGUCAGAAGCGUCUUCGAUGGCAGUUUAUUUGUGCAGCUUGAACUGAAGAACAAGAAGAAGAUGAUGAAAUCGAACUAAAUGAUGUACACAUUAAUAGCGGAUGAUAUUGAUAUAUAUAUAAUAAUAAUAUGGGAAAAAAGUGUGAUUGUCAAAAUUAAAA